Messenger RNA from Paramuricea clavata, 2259 nucleotides. NCBI's taxonomy places the organism in Eukaryota, Metazoa, Cnidaria, Anthozoa, Malacalcyonacea, Plexauridae. The record is from the annotation of a GenBank genome assembly.
AUGGCGGACAGUCGCGCUGAAAGUGCUCUCUCUGGCUUUUUCGCUUUGCUGCUUUUGUCUUUGUUUUUGCAGCAAGUUAUACAUAGCAGACCAUACAAGGAUGAUCGGAGUCAUGUUCUCAUGGGUUUGGGAUAUGAUCUCGAGUUUAUUGGUGGGCAAAGUGGUGUUUGUUAUCAUAACUUUGUGUGUAUUUGGAGCUGGCGGGUAAAGUCGAAGGUCACAGUUAACGAUUGCAACCAUCUUUGUGGCUGUUCAAUUUCGUAUUAUCCUAACUCAACAGCAAAAUUUCGUCCUGUGCUUUUGUUGAAAUACGAUAUCGAAAUCAAUCCUGGACCUGGCACACAAAAUUCAACGAAUAUCUUGCAACACAAGCUGAAAUUUCUCUCCCUCAAUUCUCGAAGCAUAGUAAACAAAGCAAAUCAUUUAACUGCCCUGGAAAGUGUCAAUGAACAUGAUUUGAUUGCUAUUGUUGAGACAUGGCUUAAUCCUACAAUUAACGACGCUGAAAUAUUAUCUCCAAGUGACUUCUGUAUUCAUCGUCGAGAUAGGACUGACAGACGGGGUGGUGGUGUUAUGUUGGCAGUCCGGAAGCCAUUGUAUUCGACACGAAGAACUGAUCUAGAGACUGACGCUGAAAUCCUGGCUUGCGAGGUGAGACCGACUCAAAAGAAAAAAAUCUUAGUACUUGUUUUCUAUCGCCCGCCUUCAACAAAUCAUGUCUAUAUGAAUGCGUUCAAUAAGUGUUUAAAAAAUGCAAGAGUGGCCCGUUUUACUCAAAUUGUUGUACUGGGUGAUUUUAAUUUGCCAGAUAUGAAUUGGAAUACAAAUUCAAGUACUAAUAAUGGAACUGGUCAACUUUAUGACAACUUUACUAAAGCUAUUCGGGAUAAUUUCCUAUGGCAAUUGGUCGACCAACCAACUAGGAAGGAACAUAUUUUAGAUCUUGUUCUCACAAAUAUACCCCAUAAGAUAAGUAACUUAGAAAUAUUCGACGACACCAUAAGUACAGACCAUAAAUUGAUUGAGUUUUAUUUGGACUUUAAUAUCCCUAAACGGAAUAAGAUUAGCAAAAGUGUUUUUAAUUUCAAAAAAGCAAAAUGGAAUGAACUUAAAAUUGCGUUAACAUCUGCCUCUUGGGAUCAAGUGUUUGUUUACGACUGUGUCAAUGCUACCUUGUCAAGUUGGACAAAAAUGUUUAUGGAAAUUGUGGAAAAGUAUGUUCCUAAAAUUGAAAUUAGGAACUCAAAUAGCACUCCAUGGAUUGACCAGGAUGUAAUUCGUCUUCUUCGAAAGAAGGACAAACAAAGGCGUAUCGCAAACAAAAGCUUUGACAACGAGGAUGUAAAUAAGUAUAAGCAAUAGCGUAAAGAAGCCAAACAACUUAUCGAAGCUAAGUAUACUGAAUAUUUAAACAACAUGCGUAUGUCUAUAAAAGAGAACCCCAAACGAUUCUGGUCGUUUGUAAGAGCUAAAUCUGCGAAGCCUGGUAUACCGGAGUUUGUCAACUUUUCCAACGCGUUUGCUUCGACCCCUGUCGAUAAAGCCAAUUUGUUUAACGUUUAUUUUCAGUCUGUUUUUACAGCGACUGAUAAUGUAUGCAGUAAUAAUGACUAUGCAAAUUUAGACUCCCACACGUCAUUAACAAACAUCACGCUAUCUGAAAACGAAGUGCUUAACCGCCUACAAAAUAUUAAUGUCUCGAAGGCAAGUGGUCCGGAUGGUAUACCAGGAAGACUUUUAAAAGCUAUUGCAACCGAGAUAACACCAUCCCUGACUAAAGUUUUUAACUUAUCGUUGUGUUCUGGAAAAGUGCCUUCAGCAUGGAAAACAGCUCUUAUAACUCCAAUUCUAAAAGAGGGUAAUCCCCAUGUAGUGACAAAUUAUAGACCCAUUUCCCUCUUAUCGAUUUUGUCGAAAGUCUUGGAGAGAUGUAUAUAUAAUCAUUGUUACGAGUUUAUACAACAUAAACUAACCUUCUAUCAACAUGGUUUCGUUCAAGGCAGAAAUUGUGUUACCCAGCUCGUCCGAUUUUAUCAUAAAAUCCUUGAGGCUUUAGGUAAUGGGCAUGAGGUUGAUACAAUUUACUUAGAUUUUUCGAAGGCCUUUGAUCGAAUCUCACAUCAUCCACUUCUUGACAAAUUGAAACGUCAUGGCUUUGGAGGGACACUUCACGACUGGUUUGCGGACUAUGUUACUGCAAGAUCCCAAAAAGUUGUAAUAGACGGUGACUGCUCAGAUUUACUAAGUGUUACAUCAGGG